Messenger RNA from Schistocerca americana (American grasshopper), 2305 nucleotides. RefSeq names its product microfibrillar-associated protein 1 (gene Mfap1). Gene Ontology annotation, cellular component: U2-type spliceosomal complex. Gene Ontology annotation, biological process: mRNA splicing, via spliceosome. Gene Ontology annotation, molecular function: RNA binding. Lineage: Eukaryota; Metazoa; Arthropoda; Insecta; Orthoptera; Acrididae. The transcript has 8 exons. Bases 95 to 1456 code for a protein of 453 amino acids. The record is from RefSeq and is a predicted model, not a curated record.
GAAUUUCUUUGCCAUAGUAAUACAGUUUGUUUAUUGUGGUUGACGUUAGUGGUAAUUCAGAAGUUACUUGUACCCGAAAGAUUUUUAGUUCAAGAUGAGUGCCAUUGCGAAUAUUGCUAUUCAGAGUACAGCUGGUGCUGUUCCUGUGAGAAAUGAAAAAGGUGAAGUGUCAAUGCAAAAGGUGAAAGUUCACCGUUAUGUAUCUGGAAAACGGCCAGAUUAUGCACCUAUGUCAAGCAGUGAAGAGGAAUCAGAUGAUGAUGAUUUUAUUGAACAAAAAAGGCGACAGCCUUUCCGUACAUAUCCAAAUGCCGAAACAGUGGAGAGUGAUGUUCCAGAAGAAGCAGAAGCAGAAAUUGAUGACCCAAGACUUCGAAGACUUCAGACUAUUAUGGCUGAGGAGGAAGCAUCCAAUGAAGAAGGAAGACUUGAAAGACACAGACAUAUUCAUGCCCCUGAAGUACUUCAGGGUGGUGAAUCAGAUGAAGACGAUGGAAAACCACAUCGAGAUGAAGGUAGUGAAGAAGAGGAGGAGGAAGAACUUAGUGAUUCAGAGAUAGAAAAAAGACGACAACAGCUCCGAGAAAAAUUAUUGAGCCGCAAAGAAGAAGUUGAGGUUGAAAUAUUGGACAAAGAAGAUGAAAAUAAAAGUCCAGAAAUCACUGAAUCAGAGUCAUCAGAAUAUGAGGAAGGAACAGACUCAGAAGAAGAAGUUGGACCAAGACUAAAGCCAGUUUUUGUACGUAAGAAAGAUAGAGUGACUGUAUUGGAGAAAGAGCGAGAAGAACAAAAGAAGAAAUUAGCACAACAAGAAGCAAAGAAAAUGGCUGAAGAACGUCGCAAGUACACCCUCAAGAUGGUAGAAGAUGAGGUUCGCAAAGAAAUGGCUGUGAAAGAAACAGAAGAACCUUCCUUAAAUGAUAUUGAUACUGAUGAUGAAAAUGAUGAAGUUGAAUAUGAAGCAUGGAAACUGCGGGAGUUAAAGAGAUUGAAACGUGAUCGUGAAGAGAGAGAAGCGGUUGAGAGAGAACGUAUGGAAAUUGAACGGCUGAGAAAUAUGACAGAAGAAGAACGCAGAAUUGAACUACGCAACAAUCCAAAACAUGUCACGAAUAAAGCAGCCAAAGGAAAGUACAAAUUUCUACAGAAAUAUUAUCAUCGGGGAGCUUUCUAUAUGGAUGAAGAUCAAGAAUUGUUUAAACGUGAUUUCUCAGCUGCAACUUUGGAAGAUCACUUUGAUAAAACUAUUCUGCCAAAGGUAAUGCAGGUGAAAAAUUUCGGCCGAAGUGGGCGUACAAAAUAUACGCACCUGGUGGACCAGGAUACAACGCAGUUUGAUUCCCCUUGGGUUUCUGAAACAGCUCAGAAUCUGAAAUUCCACACAACUCUUGCUGCUGGUAUGAAGCAAGUGUUUGAGAAACCAACACAGUACAAAAGGAAACAACAACAGCAGUGAUUGUGUUCACAAGAAAACAAAAGUUCAUGUAAAAACAGUAAAGACUUCAUCACCAUUGUUGUUUUACUUGUUUACAAAAAUCAAGUGUGUGUCUUUUCAGAGUGAUAGACUUUUUUUUUAGAUAUCUGAGAAAUGUGUGAAAGUUGUACAGAACUUCUGUGACCUGUAUGUCAACAUUCAUUGUACAGUGAUUCAUUUUACAGUGACCGCAUAUUAUCCCAUCAGUGGAUUCCUUUUGGAUGUAAGUGUGUAACAAAACUUGAAGAGCUUAAUUUUAUAUUGCCAGAAAUAUGAUUUUACUGGCUUCUGUGAAGAGUGCACAGAAAUAUUGGGUUGGCAGAUUAAUUUGUUCUUUACUUUUAUGUGUGAUGAAACACAGUGUACUGAUAUAUUUUGACAAUUCGUAUCAGCUUAAUAAUUCUGAGCACAUAAUGUAUUUGAAGCAUAUAAAGAAAAUACUUACACUGUAUAUUUCAUACUCCACUCAUCUGUGCAGAUCUUUCAGUGUAGAGAAUACUGUAAGUCGAAUAAGUGGUAAUUGGAGGGUGUCAUGAAUAUGGGAAAUAAGGCAGUACAUCACAGCUAAGAUUCAACAAUGCACUCAGUGUGCUCAGUAAUGCACAGGGAAUGGUGUUGUCAAUGUCAAAUUUGCUCAAUCACACCUUCAUCCUUGGCUGGUUUUGAAUGAUUUGUGUGAAUGACUUAACUGCAACCACUCUACAUUAGGGAGAAAAAUGCUAUCUAAUAGUAUCUCGUGUUCACCAAAAUCCAGAACAUACAAAACUGAUGAUAAGUGAGAAUAAAUUUUCAAGAAAUUGAACAAUCAAGGUAUGCAGUGAAAUCAGGAAA